GGGGCAAGGGAGCAAUCAUAUCGUCACCUUGCAGAAGAAGUAUUCUUUUGAACUGAAAAGGCAACGGAUUGGGCAAAAAAAGUUAUUCUUUUUGCUACUGCACUGUCCUAGCUUUGGAGAUACGAUAAGAGCUCCCCGCACGGCUAGAAGGGUACCUAGUCAUUUAUAAGCGUCUGGACUUUCACUCUCGCUAUUUUCUGUUUUUCUUCCCUAUACGUAUUCUGGUUUCUUCUUAGUUGCCGUUCUGAGUCCAGCUUCUGCUAUAAUGGAGAGAAUAAUUCGUCCUGUUUCCCGGCAAUUGCUGAGGUCACGGCCUCGGUACCCUUUCUCAAUUCCUCCGCCAGUACAUGCUGCGCGACUUUAUAGCAAUAAGAGUCAUGUUGUACCUCGGUUGAAUGAUCCGUCGCUUUUCAUUGAGAAGGCAUACGUCAACGGGGCAUGGGUUGAUUCGCAGUCUGGGAAGACCUUUGAAGUCUACGGUAGGUGGCUCGCUUUCUCUUUGUUUAAUGGAUUUUCGACAUGGUCAAACCUGACAGGUGAUGACCCCUUCAAACAGACCCUGCGUCUGGUAAGCUCAUUGGAACAUGUCCCGAGUUUGAUGUUGCCGACGCCGAAAAGGCUAUUGAGGCCGCGAGGGAAGCUUUCCCCAAGUUCCGGAACACUCUUGCCCGUGAACGUUCUCGAAUGCUGCGCCGGUGGUAUCAAUUGAUGGUCGACAAUGCAGAAGAUCUAGCAACGCUUAUUACAUGGGAGAAUGGGAAGCCAUUGGCCGACGCCAAGGGAGAGGUUAACUACGCUGCCGGCUUCUUCGAAUGGUUCAGUGAGGAGGCACCUCGUAUCUAUGGCGAUACGAUUCCCUCGUCGGUCGCAGGAAACAGGGUCAUCACUGUCAAGCAACCCGUCGGUGUCUGUUCUUUGCUCACUCCGUGGAACUUCCCUGCGGCGAUGAUCACAAGAAAGGCAGCGCCUGCUCUGGCGGCUGGUUGCACUGUUGUUAUAAAAACUCCCGGAGAGACACCAUUUACUGCUAAUGCCUUGGCGGAAUUGGCUCAUAGGGCAGGGAUCCCUAAGGGUGUUGUCAACAUAGUCACCGCGUCGAGGAAUACCCCAGAGGUGGGCGAGUUGCUAACCACGCACCCCGAAGUCCGCAAAGUGUCGUUCACGGGAUCCACCAAUGUUGGUAAGCUUCUUAUGAAGCAGGCAUCAUCUACUCUCAAGAAGGUCUCCUGGGAACUUGGAGGAAACGCCCCGUUCAUUGUGUUUGAUGACGUUGAAGACCUUGACGCUGCGGUUACUGGAGCUAUAGCCUCCAAAUUCCGAAGCUCUGGACAGACAUGUGUCUGUGCCAACCGCAUCUACGUGCAGAAGGGGGUUUAUGAUGAGUUCGCCAAGCGAUUUGCCGAGAAGGUCAAGAAUUUCAAGCUGGGAGGCGGCUUCGUUGACGGUAUCACGCAUGGCCCAGUCAUCCAUGAGCGUGCUGUCGAAAAGGUCGCCGAGCAUGUCCGCGAUGCCGAAGCCAAGGGCGCCAAGGUCAUUGUCGGAGGCAAGAGGGCCUCCGAGCUGGGGCCAAACUUCUUCCAUCUGACUGUUCUUACUGGAAUGAACAAAGACAUGCGCCUCGCUUCCGAAGAGACGUUCGGCCCAGUUGCCGGCCUGUUCCCAUUUGAGACAGAGAAGGAAGUUGUCGAACUGGCGAACCAGGCAGAGGUUGGUCUGGCCGGGUAUUUCUACAGCGGAAACGUCAAGCGCAUCUUCCGUGUCGCUGAAGCACUGGAGGUAGGAAUGGUGGGCGUGAAUACGGGACUGAUUAGUGACGUUGCUUCUCCGUUCGGCGGUGUCAAGCAAAGUGGAUUCGGACGCGAAGGCAGCAAGUACGGUGUCGACGAGUUUGUCGUCGUCAAGAGCAUUACAUUUGGCGGGAUCAAUCCGUUGUAAAUGUCGACAUGAAUAAGCACAGCUCUGGAAAUGAAUGCCAUAUGCAUCUUAUAUGAACUAAUCAGGAUUGAUCUGAUUUUCUUGGGCAUGUUUCUUGGAACCAGCAGGACUUCUUGUACAUUGUUCUGGAUUAUCAAAAUAGCUUCUUCUGUUAUAUAGAGUUUAUAUGAGUUUGUUUUACUGUGAGACCCCUUUGGCCGAUUCCAAGGGUGAAGGUUAGGUGAAGCUGUCUUUCGUCCCUGCAGUCUGAUGCCCGGGAUCUUACCUGUUCAUGACAACAAACGGCACAACCGCCAAAGUACGGAGACUCCUUGCAUCCACUGCAAGGUAAUCCUUGAUCCCUGGACAUGGGAUGUCUUACUGUCCGGGCCAGAGUGUAUUAGCCGGCUACCCGCAUAAUCCACGUCUCCAGGAUGCAGACAUAUCUCAAGCAAGAAACCGUUUGAGUCCCCAAAUAUGACGUGUCUCUUUGGAUAGAGUGAAUGAUUCCAUUCAGUGAAUAUUGUUUGACUUAUGCUAUUCACUGAAGGACUAUGGAAAGAGGGGAUUCUAUACUCACUAGUUCUCCACCUCUUCUACCUCAACUCUUACCUUUUUACUCUAUAUAUAUACAUAUUAUAUUGCUUCUAC
This is a messenger RNA of Monascus purpureus, 2565 nucleotides long. The record is from the annotation of a GenBank genome assembly. NCBI's taxonomy places the organism in Eukaryota, Fungi, Ascomycota, Eurotiomycetes, Eurotiales, Aspergillaceae.